Molecule: messenger RNA, 1164 nt
Organism: Peronospora matthiolae
Lineage: Eukaryota; Oomycota; Peronosporomycetes; Peronosporales; Peronosporaceae
Source: the annotation of a GenBank genome assembly
AUGCUUGCAGUGGUGGUGUUUUAUGCUGGAAAAGACCGGUACCGGCGCGUGCCGCCUAAAGGUAGUGCCCUGGCCAAGUUUUUCAACAUUUUGAUCCAGGCUGGAGCCCGUUCAAAGCAGGGCAAACUCGUGCUAAGUGGCGGAUUUGCGUUCAUCCCAGGCAUUGUGCUGACGACUGUGUCGUAUUUUAUUCAAAGUGACGCGGGACACCUUGCUAUGGCACUUGCAGGUGCAGGAGCUGUUGCCUAUGGGACGUUUGUCCUCAUUUUCUCCGGAGCGGCUACCAAGUGGCUAGAGCUAGCGAUGCGCACAAAAGGAGGGUCGUUCACAACUCAAGAAGUGCAGGAUGCAGCUCAAGUGAUGCGCUUAGCACCGUACCUUGGGAUUAUCAUUAUUUUCUGGGCGGUCUACGGUCAAAUGAACUCGAACUUUGUUGUCCAGGGCUGUCAAAUGGACCUGCGUGUCAAGGGUCAAGACGACGUACUCAUUUCCUCCGCCAUGCUCAACAUUGUCGAUUCCGGCGUCAUUCUCGUCUUCAUCCCCGUCUUUGAUCGGCUGCUCUAUCCGCUGCUGACGAGAAUGGGCAUUUACCCGUCACUUCUGCGCAAGAUCGGAGCUGGUCUUGUCUUCGCUCUAUUGGCGAUGCUGACAGCAGGCUGGAUGGAGCGUGUUCGCAAGGUCAGUCCCAUGGUUGAAGGCGUUUACUCCAACUGCAGCGCAGCGGGUGAAGCUCUCCCCAUGUCAACAAUUAGUGUGUGGUGGCAGACCCCGCAGUAUGUGCUAGUAGGCGUGGCCGAGAUCCUCACGAGUAUAUCAUCGUACGAUCUCUUUUAUUCGGAAGUCCCUGAGUCCAUGCGGAGCGUGUGUCAAGCGCUCAAUCUAUUGACGACGACGCUGGGCUUCAUUGUGGCGGGUGCACUCAACAGCAUCUUCUCCUUCUGGAUCACAAGCGACCUCAACGACGGCCAUCUCGAGUAUAUUUACUACUUGAUGGCACUCCUUGUGCUCGUGAUGCUGGUGGCUUUCAUGUUCGUGUCGCAGUCUUUUGAGUAUCACGUGCCUCCGCCCGGCCUCGACACCGUAUCUGGUUUCUCUCCUGCGCUCUCACGCGCUGCCCGAGACCUGCGAAAGAAGCUGCAGUUCCAACGCAAUGGCAGAAAGUAA